Clupea harengus (Atlantic herring) is the source of this 3199-nucleotide messenger RNA. It is a transcript of the gene sox1b, whose product is annotated as SRY-box transcription factor 1b. The record is from RefSeq and is a predicted model, not a curated record. Gene Ontology annotation, biological process: neuron differentiation; negative regulation of transcription by RNA polymerase II; positive regulation of transcription by RNA polymerase II. Gene Ontology annotation, cellular component: nucleus. NCBI's taxonomy places the organism in Eukaryota, Metazoa, Chordata, Actinopteri, Clupeiformes, Clupeidae. Gene Ontology annotation, molecular function: DNA-binding transcription activator activity, RNA polymerase II-specific; RNA polymerase II cis-regulatory region sequence-specific DNA binding.
UGGUGGAGGGCAUGCAGUCUCCCUGCCCCAGUCUGUCGUCAGGUUAGCUCUCCCCUCAGCUUGUCACCUGACCACAAGUCAUGCAAAUCACGCCUUUUCUAAAGCGCUAUUGGCCGCUUCCAGCUCAUUUAACCGCUGUCAAAGCGCAUCAUAUGGCCGCGCUCUAGCAACUUUUCUAUCCUGUCACAGAAAGUAGCUCAAGACGCUUUUCAUCGCAGUGGAUGGAAACAUUCAGUGAAAAGGGAAAGCUUAAGUGAUAAAACUUUGGAUUUUACUGCACCUUUGUCCUUUCCUUUGAGAGGGAGAUUUGCGCGUCGGUGGCAGCUGAACCUGACUGUGAUCGUAAGUGAAUGUUCUUGUGUAUUGGCGGACAAACAAAAACCGGGUGAAUGUAUAGCAUGAUGAUGGAAACGGACUUACACUCCCCAGGACCCCAAUCGAAUACAAAUUCGGGGCACACGGGGCCAAAUAAUGGGAGCAAAGUGAAUCAAGACCGCGUCAAGAGACCGAUGAACGCAUUUAUGGUUUGGUCCCGGGGCCAGCGGCGGAAGAUGGCACAAGAGAAUCCCAAAAUGCACAACUCUGAAAUUAGUAAAAGACUUGGCGCAGAGUGGAAACUCAUGUCAGAGGCAGAAAAGAGACCCUUUAUUGACGAGGCAAAAAGAUUACGUGCCAUGCACAUGAAAGAGCACCCGGAUUACAAGUACAGACCCAGAAGGAAGACCAAAACGCUCCUGAAAAAAGAUAAAUAUUCCUUAGCGAGCGGUCUUCUCGCCGGAUCCGGGAAUGGUGGUGUAGGUCUCGGGAUGAGCCCAGGUGGGGUCGGACAGAGGUUAGACAGUCCCGGGGGUCAUGCUGGUACCGCUAGCUAUGCACACAUGAACGGCUGGGCGAACGGUGCCUAUUCGGGCCAGGUGGCCGCAGCAGCAGCAGCCGCGGCGAUGAUGCAGGAAGCGCAGCUUGCAUACAGCCAGCACCCGGGUAAUGGGACGCACCACCACCACGGACACCACCAUCACCCUCACAACCCCCAGCCCAUGCACCGCUACGACAUGACUGCUCUUCAGUAUAGCCCCAUUUCCAACUCCCCGAGCUAUAUGAGCGCAUCGCCGUCGGGUUAUGGUGGGAUAUCCUACACACAGCACCAGAACUCCAGCGUGGCUUCCACGGGCGCCAUCGGCGCUCUGGGAUCUCUGGUGAAAUCGGAGCCAAGUUAUCACCAUCAAAGCCUAAGUCAAUGAGGAGCGUUGGAGGGAGUCUGGAUGCUGGCCCAAGGAGUGAGAGCAUCUGUGCUGGACACAACCCCAAUACACUGGACCUGCUCAACCAUUACACAGAUUUGAGACCUUGCUGUUAAGAUGAAAGAUGUGUGUUCAUAUGCAUGUACAACAUGAUGUUUGGAGGGCUUGCUGUUCUUACUGAAUAUGUGCUGGCAAUACGUCUGGAGCACUGGGCACACGCUUAGUGUUACCGGUACAAGGACAGAGGACUGUGCUGUUUCAUGUUGUGGUUGUCGUCCUGGGUAUUAAAGUCUCAGCUAAUUCUGUCAUUUUGUCUGCGCUGUAUCCAAAGCAGUCAAUUUGCUAAGUGUAUGUAGGCCCGAGCAACAGCCCCAGUUCAGAAGUCACUCCUGGGCCCCAGGCCUCACAUGCAGUAACACCGCCCCCUCUGGACUGGAGCAUGGGACAGGUACAGACUUAUAACUAACUCUUAGACAUUACCAUACCUAUGGCCAAUCAACAAAACUGAUGACUUUUGAGGGCUGUCUUCAAAAAAUAUCCGUGAAAGGUACCUAAGUAAAGAUAAGCAGGUCUUUUAAAUGUUUGGAUAUUUUCUUAGAUGUUGAUGGACCAGUCCAAUUAUGUGUAAAUACAGGCUUUUUGCAGCUCUUUGAUUGCUAGCCAUACUCUUUUCUGCUAUGACAUAAUUUGCUUUGUUGUUUUCUUCAAUAGCGCUCCAAUGACAUCAUUGUGUUGAAACUGAACAAAAGGCAUUGGGAAAAAAAGAAUAUGAGAGGUUCAGGAACGACCAUUACAUGAAUUGGAAAUAUUAUCCAGAGCAGGGAAAAGCUAUGAAUGUCUUUCUCCUAAUAAGUGUUUGCAUUUGAUCUGUAAUGUGGUGAUUAACUGUGUUGACUCUAUAGAACCUGCUGUUGUUCCUGUUUAAAUGGACCGAUAGGCUGCCAAGAUAAUCUGUAAACAUUUUUGUUGAGUGGUGGCACUCUCCUCUAAUUAGUGUGCUGGAUGCAAGAUUAGGCCUUGUAAUUAAUUGAUUAGACGUCUUGGGGCAUGGGUAUAUCAGUUCAAUCUAGACACACUGGUAUACCGGUCGAGCACAUCCCAUCCGAAUAGAAAAUCCAAGAUCUUGACAACAAACUGGAAAGUAAGGACUGUGGUGCACCAGGUUUCACCCUAUCACUUUUUCAACUCUUUUCUUUCUUUCUGUCUGAAGUCAGGUGUUUGGUGUGGCAUAUGUCAGCGUCUUACCUGUCUAGGCAUCCCGGCGUCCCUGCUGUCCUGGGAGUCAGCCAAGCGAUGUCAAUUAGCCGUAAGCCAAUGCCAUGACGCGCUCGGGCUGUACCAGGGCUACUGUAUCAUGUUCUGGCUCCCGCAGAGCGGGGCGCAUCUGCGCGGCACCAGGACGAGCGACACCGUUUACAUGGCUUCAACAGGCUCAUGUUCGGGCGUCUUUCUGAUGCGCCAUGAUAAACCCACACACUACAUACAAGCCAGAAAGGCGAGCCAGAACCCCCAGCUCCAGUUGCUCUCCCGCUAACAUCCCCUCCACACGGUUCCCCUGAUAUCACUCUCUCGUUUUGUCUCCACCACUCUCACAACAAACUCUCUCUUUCGGCCAUUUAUACAAUGUUUUUUCUCUGUAGAUGUCUUUGUUACAUUUUUUUCUCAUAUUCUGAAGAUUUGCCAUUGAUCGUUAUGUAGUGAGAUAAUUGUGGCAACUUUUGAUCUUCUUUGAUUAUAAAACUUGUACUUUGAGAACAAAAAAUGGGAUCUUAAAUAUAUUCUCUAUAGAUGUUUCAGUAGAAUUUAUUCCAUGUUUUUCCAUGUGAAAACAAAUAAUAGUUUUACAUAUGUUUUUUUGUUUUUCAAAUGAAGCAGUUUCAUAAAGCAUUUUCAUAAGGCACAUUUAAUUUGGUUUUUAGGUUCAAGUUUUGGAACUGCAAUAAAUCUUUCCUAUCCUC